AUGUCAAAUACAAAAUCGUGUAACGGGAGAAAUGGCUCUGUUGAUCACGACGAAGAAUUUGUUGUGCCUCAUAUGGAAAUCGCUUGUACAUUGAAUUCUGUCGCUUACAUGCGUGUACUGGAGCAUCCUUGGAUAUAUCUUCACAAUUGGGAGAAUUUGAAUGUUGGAGUGCAAAAUGCUGCUACGCAGGCCUUCUUCAAUGAAGCUCAAGAUAUCAAGAACUACUUGAACUCCAGCGAAGCAGCCUGUGUGAUGCCUGCUGAAUCCAUUGGAGUUGGCUCAAGUCCAGAAUCUUGUGAUUCCGCUCUGGCAUCAACGGAAUCAGAUCAGCAGCACCCGCAGCAAUAA
Molecule: messenger RNA, 348 nt
Organism: Echinococcus granulosus
Lineage: Eukaryota; Metazoa; Platyhelminthes; Cestoda; Cyclophyllidea; Taeniidae
Exons: 2
Coding region: 1-348 (115 amino acids)
Source: RefSeq, a predicted model, not a curated record